Messenger RNA from Symbiodinium sp. CCMP2456, 561 nucleotides. Lineage: Eukaryota; Dinophyceae; Suessiales; Symbiodiniaceae. The record is from the annotation of a GenBank genome assembly.
GAUGUGCUGGGAACUCUCAAGUACAUCAUGACGGAGGUGAUCGUAGAACAUGUUCAAGGCGAUCCGGCUCGGACCGCCAGGAAAUACAACAUCGAUUCCGUGGGGCAUUAUCGCGUGCAGGUGAGGAAUCCCGAUGCUAUUCAGGUAGGAGGUGUCAUGGGCUUCGCCAACGCUUUCAGUGCUUUCGACUACGGCGUAGCAACCAAUCAGCCAGCCUUGGAAGAGAUUCCCAAGGUUGGCGAUUUUGUGGGCAUCCAGGUGACCGAUCCUACAGUGAACGCUGUCGUUGUUUUGUCAUACCCGUACUACUGGUAUAGCUUGACCGGCGCGUGCCCAAACUUGCCUUGGAAGUGCAUGCAGGGAUCCAACUUUCCAUCCUGCCCGACAAAGUCAGAGGAUGUCGGCGUCAACCCACUUCCAUGUCAAGACAUAGGCUGCGACGGAAAGUUCGAAAAAAAGGCCCAGGAGUGUGCUGCCGACUUCUCGAAAGAGGCCACUAUGACAAAGUGCUGCUUGCGGUAUGCUACCUCAGGGACCUCAAUCAAGCUCAAGUACAGGAAG